This is a messenger RNA of Nicotiana tabacum (common tobacco), 890 nucleotides long. Its product is annotated as protein NUCLEAR FUSION DEFECTIVE 2. Gene Ontology annotation, biological process: regulation of gene expression; RNA processing. Lineage: Eukaryota; Viridiplantae; Streptophyta; Magnoliopsida; Solanales; Solanaceae. Gene Ontology annotation, cellular component: nucleus. Gene Ontology annotation, molecular function: double-stranded RNA binding; ribonuclease III activity. The record is from RefSeq and is a predicted model, not a curated record.
AUACUUCGACAUGACCAAGACCCGAGGAGUAAAGUGGAUUUACCCUAUUUUUCACCCACAGCCCCUCGACUAGAGACCUCAAUCGACUCAGCUCAACUCCGUCGCCGUCAACUAAGGAUAGUUCACUGGAAUUAUGAGCCAUCUCCGGCAAUUCAUCUGCUCCGUCUUACUUGCUUUCGCCCUCUACUCUUCUCUUCAGGCUCAAGCAAAUCCCUCCUUCUCUUCAAGGCCCACUUCCCCUUUCUCAAUCGCUCUCCAAACCCUUCAAAAUCAAAUCCAGUACACAUUUCAGGAUGUGGAGUUACUACGACGUGCCAUGACGCACGCAUCAUACUCAGGAGAGAACAACAGAGCUUUGAGUGUUUUGGGGGAGAAGGCAAUUGAGGGUUCGGUUUCUCUGCAAUUGCUCAGAAAGAAUAUCGAUAUGUCACCUAAGGAUCUCAACCGGGCUAUUGCAGAGCUGUCUUCCAAUGUGGUAACAUCGUGCGCAGCUGAUGGCGAGCGCUUAGGUUUGCAGAAGAUAGUGAGGGUUUCACGCAAAACCAAUUCCUCAGUUCCCGCGGUGGUUUGUGGUGCUUUCCGGGCAAUGUUCGGAGCAAUUGCGAUUGACACAAGUAGCUUGGACAGUGCUGGGAAGAUAUUUUUCGGAAUUCACGGGAAAGGCAUGGAGAAAGCUAUGGCAAUGUAAGUACCAACUGAUGUUGAUGUUGGCUGAUAUAUUAAUUACUAGUGUGAUGGGACUUUGUUUGUUGGAAUGUGUUAAAGAGUAGCAACUCUGUGCUUAGCUUAGCAUGCACUAUGUAAUUAGUUGACUUGGUAGUAUAUAACUUAUAUUAUGUAUCUAAAUCGUUUGUGUGCCCUGCAAUUGGAGUAUCUUUCGAGCUGCUAAA